AUGGCGCCCGGAGCCAUCGUUGGCGACGAGGACAAGUUGGCAAUUGUGCCCAAGCAAGACGCCGUGCCCAACCUUUACCAAGGUCUCGACGAAGAUGAGCUUCGCGCCAAGUCAGAAAAGCACCUUCUCUACUACGGCUCCAAAUUCCACAAAGAUGUAAUCACCGGCGCUCGCGGGCUGUACAUUUACACGGCGUCCGGGCACCGCAUCUUGGACUGGACAUCGGGCCAGAUGUCGUGCCUUCUCGGCCACGGACACCCCGAGAUUGUCAAGGUCAUCUACGACCAUGCCCUGCAGCUCGAUCAUCUGUUUUCCGGAAUGAUGUCCCCGCCAGUCAUCUCCCUCGGGGAGAGGCUCUGCAAGGCGCUCCCGGAGGGACUCGACCGGGCCUUCUUCCUUUCCACCGGCGGAGAGAGCAACGAGGCGGCCAUCAAGCUGGCCAAGGUCUACACGGGCAAGUUUGAGAUUGUGGGCAUCGGGGCGUCGUGGCACGGCAUGACUGCGCAGGCGCAGGGAACGCAGUAUCACUUCGGCCGCCGCGGCCAUGGCCCGCUGAUGCCGGGCAUGCACAUGCUGCCGGCGCCCAACGCCUACCGCUCGGUGUUCAGCAGGCCGGAUGGCUCAUACGACUGGGAGGCGGAGCUGGACCACGGUUGGAGGAUGAUUGACCUGCAGUCCUGCGGCUCGCUUGCCGCCUGCAUCGUCGAGUGCAUCCAGAGCUCGGGAGGCAUGCAUGUCCUGCCGCCGGGAUACCUCAAGGCCCUGAAGAAGCACUGCGAGGCGCGAGGCAUGUUGCUCAUUGUCGACGAGGCGCAGACGGGAGUCGGUCGGUGCGGCGACUUCAUGGCCAUCAACCACGAGGACGUCGUCCCCGACAUCCUGACACUCUCCAAAACCCUCGGCAACGGCCUGCCCCUUAGUGCCGUCGUGACCAGCGACAAGAUUGGCCUCGAGGCCGCCGACAGGGGCUACUUCUUCUACACCACGCACGUCAACGACCCCCUCCCCGCGGCCGUCGGCGACAAGGUGCUUGAGAUUCUCUUCCGGGACGACUUGGUUGCGCACUCGCGGAGGAUGGGCGAGGUGCUCCACGCCGGGCUGCAGAAGCUCUACUCUAGGUACGGCUGCAUCGGCCAGGUGCGCGGCCGAGGGUUGAUGGCGGGCGUCGAGAUUGUCGAGGACCGAGGCACCAAGGCGCCUGCGAACGAGCUGGCCAAGCGCGUGGGAGACCUGGCUUACAGCCUGGGCCUGUGGGCGAAUCUGAGCAGCCACCCUAGCUUUGGGGGUGUCUUCAGGAUUGCGCCCCCGAUCACGGUUACGGCCGAGCAGAUUGAGGAGGGGCUGGAAAUCCUGGAGAAGGCUUUUGCACAGACGGAGGGAACCCUCCCCUUGUACCCAAAGGGGGAACAUGAACGUAUUGGCUUAGCGAUGUAA
Molecule: messenger RNA, 1434 nt
Organism: Purpureocillium takamizusanense
Lineage: Eukaryota; Fungi; Ascomycota; Sordariomycetes; Hypocreales; Ophiocordycipitaceae
Exons: 1
Coding region: 1-1434 (477 amino acids)
Cellular component (GO): mitochondrion
Molecular function (GO): transaminase activity; pyridoxal phosphate binding
Source: RefSeq, a predicted model, not a curated record